Messenger RNA from Drosophila rhopaloa, 15509 nucleotides. It is a transcript of the gene Bruce, whose product is annotated as baculoviral IAP repeat-containing protein 6. The record is from RefSeq and is a predicted model, not a curated record. Gene Ontology annotation, biological process: negative regulation of apoptotic process; apoptotic process; regulation of cytokinesis. Lineage: Eukaryota; Metazoa; Arthropoda; Insecta; Diptera; Drosophilidae. Gene Ontology annotation, molecular function: ubiquitin conjugating enzyme activity; cysteine-type endopeptidase inhibitor activity. Gene Ontology annotation, cellular component: nucleus.
UUCCUACUCCGAACUUUUAUUUUUUAAUAAAUGAAUUUAUUUUGCUGAUUUGUCGUGGCCACACCCCCGCAAACUCGCGCUCAAAUCGCGCGCCCAACGGGCCACUCGAUAAGUCUGACAUUCACAGGGGAACGGUGGCAAUCGAAUGGCAAACACAUCUGUCAGAAGACAAGAAGAAGAAGGGGCAAAAAGAAGAAGCAGAGCGCUCUGUUCCGCAGCGAAUUAUUUUCCGAAUUGCGAAAAACCCAAAUAUCCGGAACCAGGACAACAGGACCGCAGUGGCGCAUCUCCUCCGGAAUGGCCACGGAGCAGCAUCACCAGCAGCGCGUCCUCAAGCAGGAUGGCUACUUGGAUCUGGGCGAUUGUAACAGCACUCCAGCUCGACCCUUUGAGAUGCGCAACGUCGUCUAUCAUCCGCAAUUAAAUGUCCUUCUGCUUUUUAAUAAUGGCAGCACCGUCAAGGUCCUGGACGCCAAUUCUGGAGUGAUCCUGCAGACCUAUCAGCUCAGCUCCAAUGGUGACAGCAUCGUUCAUGGUCGUUAUAUGCCACUGCAAGACAAGAUCUUGUUCUGGGAUGGCCAUAACCUUGGACUGCGAGGCGAUUACAACGGCGUCCUGCUGCUGGACACCAUUCUUCAGGCGCCGAUUGGACAAAACGACGACUACAUCAAGCUGGAGAUUAUACUGUCCGAGGCGAUAAUUUUCCAGAACUGCAUCAGCGAACUGGAGAGCGAGGGUCUGGAAUGCCCCUGUGACAUCAGCAACGAGCUGACGCAGAAGAUCAACCAGGCGCAGCUGAAUGCCAAAAAGGGCAUCAAGGCCCAGCGGUGGAAUACCAUAUGCUUAGAGGUGCCCUAUUCCAGCCUUAAGCUCGUGUCCAACAAUGUGGUCAUCCUAUUAAAGCGUCUGGAGCGCCAUAUUCCCGUGCUGGCCAUCGCAUCCGCCAUUAAUGAGCGUCUUACCGACAUGCUGAUGGGCUCCCGAGUCCCAGACUUUGGUUGGAACUUUAGUAAUUUCCAGCGCGUGCUUAUGCACUCGGAGGCAGUGCGUCGCCAGACGUUCGAGAAGUGGCCCCACAUGGACUACAAGUGGGCGCUGCCCGAUCAGAUGGCCCAGGCCGGUUUCUACCAUCAGCCAUCUUCCUCUGGAGAGGAUCGCGCCAUGUGCUUCACCUGCAACGUGUGUCUUGUCUGCUGGGAGAAGACCGACGAGCCGUGGAGCGAGCACGAAAGGCACUCUCCGCUGUGUCCCUUUGUCAAGGGCGAGUACACCCAGAAUGUCCCUCUGUCCAUUACCUACGCCACCAAUCCCGCAUUGUCAGCUCCCGGAUUGGGAUUCGACAUCAUCUCCAACAGUGAUUACGCGAACGUGCUCUGCACCAGUUGUUCUCAAACGGGAGAGCUAAGUGUCUGGAGCAUUGAACGCCACCUCAAGCUGAUGCACAGCAUCCAUGUACCGACCCUGCUUAAGGACGUUUUCGAGGAGAGCUUCGAGUGGGCGAGAGUUACUGCCAUAUGUGUUCUUCCGAAUGCACGAGCUCGCACCAAGGUAAACUACGUGUACUCUUCGGCAAAUUAUGGCGGAGCAGGUGGCAGCAAUGGAGCGGGUUCCCAUUCGGGAUCAAAUGCCGUCUCUAGUGGAAAGUUUGGCAGCGUGAAUGCCCAGCAUAUUACCUCCACGUCCACGCUUCGGGCCGGCGUAGUAGGCUCCAAGAUCGUGCUGGGGGUCAGCGUGCGCCAGAGCAGUGGCGAGUUAGCCCUGCGAAUGGUAGUGCUCAACAUCGUGGAAGUAGACCGCAGCAGCGAGACUUCGGCGAGCGUCAGCAACGACAGCGGUAGCGUAUCCAGCGUUGGCGGCCAGCUGAUGAAGUCUUCAUCCCCUAUGGUCAAUGUUCCCGGUGAAACAAAUGCGGCCGUGACCCAAGUGAAUCUCGAGUCCAAGGAUGAUGAUAACAAGGCCAUGACACCAUACGAGAAGUUUGCCGAUGGCUUUGAUAGUAACGGAUUUGUGUCCGCUCUGAUGACUUACAACAAGAACAACGGGGUUAGCCAGAACACCGACGAUGCCUCCGUUUUGUAUGAUUUCGACUUGUGCACCUUGUCCCAGAUCCUGGAUCACAAUCUCGAGGAACCACUGAGUUUGAUGGUCGGGUCGAAUACGGUAAAUGUUAGUAACCUGGGCAUGGGCAACGAGAUCGACAAGCUUGUCGAGGAUGUGGAGAUGACUCACCAGAACAACAACAACAAUAACAACAACAACGAGGCAAACUCCCUGGGUGGAAAUUCCUCGACUAACAACAAUAACAUCAUGAUCAACGGAAGCACUAACAGCAGCAGCGACAAAAUGACGGCUACCGAGGAGAUCGAUUGCGUGGUGGAGAGCUGGACAAGUGUGAAACGCAUGAAUGCUUUGGAUGGUGCCAGCAGUGGGGCGAAUGGUGUGGCGCAUUCGGUCCAAGAGAUCAUCGAGAUUGCCGAGAUUCUGCCCACUACGCCCAAGUGCAACCAGCUGUUGGUUAAAUUGCUUCGCACAAAGGCGCCGGAGACAGAAGGCAGUAAGAUUAUAAUGGCUACCGUUGCCAAGGAGGAGGAGGAAGAGGAUGAGGAGCAACGGGCUGAUGAAUCAAUGGACACGGAUAACAAUGCCGAAGGGAAUGUAGCAGCUCAGCUCUUGGUGUUUGACUACGAUGACACUCAAAUAUCAAACGAUUACACCCUGGCCAUGACCUUCAGUCGGGCCAAGUGUCCCAAGCAGCUGUGCAUCCUGCCGCACUUCAAUUCCUCUCCGGAGCACAAGGAUGCCGGCUCCAUAUGCGUGGUGUGUGCAGAUGGCAGCGUGGAGAUUUAUUCGCUCGCCGAUUUUCAAGGCACCAUGGUGAUUGAGGAGGAAGGCGAGCACUUUGAGUCUGUGGUUUAUUGCCGGAAUCUAGACAGGCUGUGCUGCUGCUCACGCCAAGGCGGCCUGCUCUUCUACUCGCUUAGCGAGGGGGAAAACGACUCUGGCGACGAAUUACUCGAAAUGGAAGAUGACUGCAGUACGACCUUAACGCAGGCCCCGGAUGUGAGUGUGACGGAUGGCGCUCGUCAUGCAGCUAGUGCGGAUCAGUUGAGCAAAACCCUGCUCGUCAGCGAUUCUAUUUGCGUGGAUGUUGGCAGCGAGGCAGCGACACCUUCGAUCUUCUCCAACGCCGGUGGACAGGGUGCCCACGUCCAGACUUCGCCAUCGACGGCUUCCUCAGCUGCCACCAAUGUCAACCUGCUUGCAUACAAGACUGCCGACCUGACACUGGAAGACCUAAAAGUCUUCUACGCCCUCACCCAGUUUGAUGACAAGCUUACUGUCUACUCUGCCGAAGUGCCCAGCUGUUGGAACGAUCUCGGCCAGGUGCAAAAGCAACGCAAACAGUCGCAGAACAUGAGGCAUGGCGGAGACGAACGGGAUUUUACCCGCACCUGGCGUCUGCACAACGAUGCAACAACCUGGGACGAACACAUAAUAGAGCUCAACCUGGCUCAGCCCGUGUCUCUGGGCCACAUCGAUCUAAAGUUUACAGUAUAUCAGCAAUGCUCAAAUCCCGCAGCAAUCCAGGUCACACUUCUGAAACAAAACACGAACGGCUUUGGGUACCGAAUGAAGGGACCUCAUUCCAGUUAUAAGCCGAAUGUCAUUGAUGACAACAUUGAUCUCUCAUAUAUUGCCAAUGAAAAUCCGGUGCUAAGCGAGGAGUAUUUACUAGCCCACAAUGCGGAGGUCUUGGCCGGUCCCAUCGAGCUCUCCUCAUGCAUCGACCUCUGUGAUCAAGGAGGCACAGCCACGCUCACCUCACCGAAACUGUUUAAGACCCGCACCAGGAACUUUUUGCUGCACAUCAAGACAGUGUCUGAUCCAUCAAAAGACGGGCAGAACAAGACGAGGGGAUGUGACUGGUUGCACGAGAUCUCAAUCAGUGUGCGGGCGGUGAAGUCUCACAGUCGGAUCAGUAAUGGUCGGAUGCAACGCAUUGCCAUGCUAGAGAGCAACGUGCUGCUGGUGCAGCUGCUGCGUAUCGCCAGUGAUCCGACUUCAAGUCCGUUGGCCAAGAACCUGUCGCUCGACGUGCUCAAUUGGAUAUGCUUUAUCAGGCUAAACCGCUUUCGGUCACCCAAGUCAGAGCGGCUCAAGGACCAGAUAAACAAGCAGACGGCGGGGCAUCUCCAAGAUCUACUUGCGCAGCAGUUCGAGUGCAUUUCCCUGGCUGAGAAGCAUAUUGAGCCGUUGUUGCGCAACUGUGUAAUCUACAGUGAGCGGAGUACGGCCCACAAAUGUGUGAAGCUUCUAAUCAUGUUGACGGAAGGUGCAACGAAUUUGCCGGCGGAGGUGCAGGACCACACGACGCUGGAUUAUAGCUUCAAGGCGGCGAUUGCUAACACAUUUCCGGAGCUUCCGCGAGCGCAGUGCGGCAGCGUUGUCCGCUGGUAUAUGAUGCUAACCUGUGCUACCUCUACAGCGGAGUCCCACAAUAGCAUUUCCGAGCAGGCGAUCAAUCUAUUAAAGGAGAUUGCCGUCGAGAUUGACAAGCGCUGGGAUCCACACUGUGCGCUGUUAAGCACGCGAUUUGGCCUCUACGGCUAUCCCUUUGAGCCUGAGAUCUUUGAUUUUGACUUUCCCAACGUUAGCAGACAGGGGACCGGUUCUUCGGUAGCCCUCACUAAUAUUAUACGCAGUAGUUCCACAAUUUUGCCAGUAACUGGGCUGGACAUUAAGCGAUUGAGCUCCAUAGAUGGUGUGGACUUUCGCACGUUUCCAUAUCUGAUCCGAGGAAAGAGCAUCAGCAACCAACUGCGUGGAUUGUUAGAAGUGGUGCAGCUCCACUUCAACUGCGUUCAAACAUCCGAGGCUACUCGCAUCGACAACAUCGAUAGUGUUGCAGGAAACUCCGCUGCCAGUGUGGUAAUUGAGGAUGUGAUGAUGAUGCCAAAGCUAGUGGUGGCUAAGGAGAAAGGCGAGGAAAUGCUCAACGAUCUGGUCAAUGAUGUUGAGUGUCUGGUGGAGGAAAUGAAGGAGAAACAGGGCAAGGUGGACUACGAUGCAUUUGGCUUGGUUAAUGGCUUUAAGGAUAAAACAUCAGGGUCCUCGCUUGCUGACUCAAUAGAGCACGCCUUGAAAGAGGAGGUUAAAAUAGAAAAAGCGGCCAUCAUGGACAAACUAAAAAUGUCCAAGUUUCUGCCUAAGCUGUCACUUUUCGGAAGCUACAUACAGAAGAAUAUUAACGACAUCUCCUUCGCUGACUUUGACAAAUUGAUCAACUGGGACGGUAAUGCAUCGCCUCCCUUUAAUUUGGAAGUGGGGGCCCCCAUCGAAGGCCUGGAAACUACUCCAGACCAGAACCUAUCGCAACAGGCCCCAUCAACUGGUGACAGCGUACUGGACGAUGCCGCAGAGAGUGAGAAGAUCAAGGAGAGCCUAAACGCUAACCCCUGCCAGCCGAUUGCCUGGCACAAGUUAAUCACUCCGCCGCCCAAACAGAUGAUCGUCAUCGAUCGGAUGCACUCGGGUGCUAGGCGAUUUGUGGUGCUCGACUUUGGCCAGCACAUCCUGCUCACGGAUCUGGUGAUUCCCUCGUGCGAUGAGGUGACUUCCCUUAACAUCGACAUCUGGUGUUUUGAUGAGGAGACUGAUUGCACGCGUCUGGUGCAGGUAAACGAUAUCCAAACCAAAACGCUUGUUCUGAGCGACAUUCAGCCUGCACCGAUUUGUCGAUACCUGAAAUUGACCAUCAUUGGACGAAUUGGCAUGUCGUCAACCAAGUGCAAAGUGCCCCUGGGCCGGUUCUUUGGCCAUCCCGUGGUGCUGGAGCACGACGGCUACGGAGAUCAGUUGAUGAGGUUCAUUAAGCAGCCCACACAGAGCCUUCAAUCGCAGCUGAAGUCGUUAAACGCUCUGUACGAGGAUGUUCAUUGCCGGUACAGCUUGGCCAGCUGCAAACUAAUGGAUCUGCUGGCUCCCAUGCGGAAUAGUGAGCUGUCUAAUGUGGCCCACCUUCAAGCCUUUAUCAACAAGCAGCGGGACGAGGAGCUUAGUGGCUUGGAUAACAACAAUAAGGUUGUGUCCCUUUACGAUGAAUGCAUGCUUCUUCAGUACCAGAUCAAUGUGAUCCGGAAUGUGGUGCUCCGUUUGGAGCGAGCACUGUCUCCUAAUGCAUUGAGUAACGCGCCUCUUGCGGAAGAGUCGAUUCCUUUAACUGAGGAAAUCCUGCGCGCUGCAUCUAGGGACAAGUUGCGAGUGCUCAGCCUGAGUUUGGUGGAGGUGCUUCUGCACUUCUCCAUUGAGUAUGGAAUUAAGAACAUCCUGCCUGUGCAUCAGAAAUUCAAUGCCGUUACGGCGAAAGCUCUUUUUAACUCGCUGGUAGUUUACGGAGAUGCCCAACUUCAAUUGGCCACCUGCUCGUUACUGGUGCGGAUGUGCUGUUUCCAGCCGUGGUGGGGAGAUUUCCUAGCUGACACCUUCUGCAGCCUGUUCUCGGCACAGAACUGCAAGGCCUUCCCCCAAGAUCGCAUAUUCUUUCUGCUGACUUACCUGGGACGUCGCAGUAUUGCCAUGGGCGCCUGCCGUUCCAUUGUGAUUGAUGCCGUGCUUAAGACGCUCGUCAAGCUGCUGGCACCGAUCUCACCGCACUACAAAUACCAGUCGGAGCAGCCCAGCACUUCGGCGAAUGCUGCUGAUCGUAAUGCAGCUAUGGGCACAACGUCAGAUCUUCAGCUGAUCACUUGGCUACUUCUGUUUCUCUCAGUGUGCCUUGACGACAACGAGCGCAAGGAUAAAUCAGCUGCUCGCUGGGACUUUAUGAGUUGUGAGAGUGACUUUACAAAGACUAGACCCAGCAACACUCCCAACAGCAAGCAGCUUCGCUGCUUUAAGAAACGCAUCAUUCAGCAGAACAAAUACUCGGUGCAGCCUUACACGGAUUGGGGAAAGAAGAUUUAUAUGAUACAAAACGAGCAUCCUGGUAUAUUCAUGGAACUGUCGACCAAGUCAAAGGGAAGUGGUCCUACCAAGUCAACCUCGACCGGUGGAAAGAUAAAUAUUGGAUCCGCUGGCCUCUGUAUGACUGGCAGUAGUUCAAGUAGCGGUGCAUCUAAGAGUGCAACAGCCUCCACAUCGUCUCCAAAACAUCAGGAUGUCUCGGGUAGCGAUGGAGAACGCGACAGCAAUUUUGACAAGGGAUUGAAGACUCUGCGUAUGGCCAACAUCAAGGUGGUUAUCCGCGGACUCUUUGCCCUGCUGCUGGAAAUGGAUUUCGACUGCAACAUGGACCAGUUUCUGCUCACCUGCAAGGUUAUUGCACGUCUGGUGGCCGCAUGCCGACCGUCUGUUCAACUCUGUAAGAUUGUGACCACCGCCCAGCUGGAGCAACUUGUACGUCUGUCCGUGUGGAAUGAUCAGCAGCAGCCCUGGGCUGUCCAUGCAAUUACGUGUUUGCUUCAGGAUCUUUUGGAUGCGGACAAACAGUUCAGGGAUAGCGAUGUCACUCCCACCAAUGAUACUCCUCGUACCAUGGAAGCAACAGUGCAGGAAACACGAGAUCUAUUCAGCGACUAUACUUCCACUGCUUCCUCGUGCACUGAGGCACAAUUUGAGAUGCUGAUGCCGACAGCAAGAGAAUUUUAUCAAGAGGCCGUCAAAUACAAUUACCUACCAUCAUUGAUUGAAUGCGAUGACACGGAAUUCGACGAAAUGCUGAACGACAUCGACAUGAUCGAGCGUACAAAGCCAGUGACCAAAAAGGAGAGCAACGCACUCUGCAAGAACACCUUCAAUUUCUUCUGCAAGUCCAUUUCCAUUGCCUUGGACUCACGAUUGGAUGUGGGCUUGGAAUUACAUGUUGAGACACAGCUAAGAAGGCUUACGAAUCGCACCUCGCUGGAUCUCUACUCUUCGCUCCCGCAGGUGCUAACCAAUGAGUUCGUCUCUCCGCCUCCAGAAGCAGCUCCUUGGCCAGAGUACUUGACCCAACUUUGGUCGGGUACUGAAUACAAUGGCCGCAACACCUAUGUGAUGUUUAAGAAAGUCUUCGACUCCAUCCUGGCAGAUCUGCACUAUGAGGAUACGUGGGUGCACUUGGAGCAGGUGCUGCAGAUGUGGCUCACACUGAACUGCGAACUCGCGGACAAGCCAUACACUAGUGGCAUAACCCACACGGAUGUACCCAAGAUUCCUUUUGGGGCGAAUGCUGUGCAGGGAUUGCUUCUGGCCUUAGCCUGGCAUAAUGACAUCAAGCUACGCACCUGGUGUCUGGGCUUCCAGUGCCUGUUCCUUGCUUGCAAUUCGCUGCCUAUUGGCGAGGAUGCGGAUUGUACGCGUAUCAACGAAGUCAUUGUGAAUGAUGAGAACUUUGAGAAGAUGCUGCUGAGAUUCUUCUCCGGGUAUGGCAUGAGCUCCUCCAUCAUUACCAACCGAUGUGCUGGUCCAACCAUUUGCAAGCAUCUACAUGAGUUGCUGCUGUGGCUGCACAGCAAGAGCGAGACGAGUGGCAUUCCCUGCAAGCGUCGGCUGAAGGACAUUUUGUUGCACGUUGUCCUCCAGUUGGUUCAACCUGGUGGCGCUAUUAGCAACCAGCAGGGACCCAUUGAUGCCCAAAACCAACUGGUUCGCGAUCUUCUGAUGAUGCCCAACGACAAGGGAGAUCUAAAUAUAGCGCUUAAGAUUACGGAAAGUGUUUCUUUUCUGGUGUACAACAACAUUUCCAAUGGCGAGAAACUGCAGUGUCAGCGUGGAAAUGAGAACAACACCGCUGGGAACAAUUUUAGUAAUCUGUUUGCCAAUGUUUUGGGAUCGGAGAAUCCCUCCAAGCAGAAUGCCACAAUCUGCGACAAUUCGCUGAUCAUAAAUCUGCUGAAACUAUCUUCUCACAUGGUGCUGACAGAAAUGCCCAGGCAACCAAGUGAGGUUACCAUUCCCGAGGAGGAGGAGCUGUCGAAUCAAAGUCAGACGGAUGAGACCAAAGCGGAGCAGUUAAAUACGGAAGGUCAUCGCAGCAAAGUACCAUGCAUAGCUGAUUGGGUGCUGCGACAUUUCCCAACGAUGAAACGCCUCUUUGGAACGCUCUCUCAGUGCUCUACAAACACUUUCACUAUGAUGUCCUCUGGCUGCUUCUUCUCACUAAAGUCCAAUAUGGUCUUGGAUGAUCCACAAACAAUCGCGGAUGCUGUCUUCAGUUUGAUGAUAACCCUCAGUGAUAAAGCCUCUAAUCCGCGACUGGUUGUGGCACCUAUUUGCCAAUAUCUCGAAGAAACCACCAUACAGAGGAAUGCCACGCUGCCGCGUUUGCCGCUCUCAGAACCCUUCCUGUGGUACAUCUCUAAGGUCCUUGAAGUCACAGCGGCAGUUCAGACAUUCACCCAGCUGGGUGGAAUUCAAAUUAUCUGUCACAACUUAGUGCGACUAAACAAGACGAUUAUCAACAUGCAGCCGGGAUUGAUAUCGUUGAUCAUGCAGCACUUGACGCGCAAUACUCGCUUUAAGCUGAACAGUCAUGUGGCGGCAAACAGUGCGUGCAAAAAGACAACGACUGGAACAGGAACCACUGGGACCACUGCUGCUCAGCCGCCAAGAAGUGGUGCUCAGUACGAUGGGCUUAUCAACUUUGCCCCCUUCUCGCAUAUUGUGUCUGAAAAUGAUGCGGCCCAAAGUGCUGAGGUGCUCAUCUCCAAUCCUAAUGCUACACAUCGAAGACCACGAUCCCCAGCCUGGAGCUACAUGUUUUAUCCAAAUGAGACCCACGUAGAUCUCACCAUUACGCUGCCCACAGCGAUUUUGCUAAAGGAGGUGCAGCUUGUACCGCACACAACGAGUUUGGCCUCCUGCCCCUCGGCAGUGGCGCUGGAGCUGUCAAGAGAUUAUGGCCUGGGAUCUAUUCCGGUGGGUGCUCCCAUGGCCACCACUGGGCUAACCUGCAUCAGGCUGAAGUUAGCCAAGGCGGAGGUGGCUACCAGCAUUGUCCUGAGGCUUUACAAACCCAAGGACUGUGGUAAUGUCGGACUGGUACAGAUCGCUGUGCUUGGCCAGACUAUCUUCGGGAAUCGUAUGCAGGGGCUGCGUUCGCCGAGUCCGUUUAUCGACUCACUGGCAUCGUGCUCCUCACCGCUGCAAACGGCUGCUUUGGCCGCGAUGGACGCAGAUGCCAUGCUUGAGGACGAUGCCUUCGCCAAGACGAGCAUUGGCUGGGUGCGGAUCCUAUCCCGCUGCUUCCACGUCGCUGCGUUGCAACCGGACAGCAAACUCGCAGAUCUCAUCGCCGCCUAUCCGGCUGCCUAUCCCGGCUUUUUGGAGGCCUGCUGCUCACUGCUAAACAUCAUGCCAAUGAUUCCAAGCCUUGCUCAGCAACACCUGGAAACUAUUUUGCUGAAAUUGGGUGCCUACAACCACGAGCUCAGUUUGCAGCUGCUGCGAACGCUACUAUGGCACACCACUCCCCAAGUUUUCAAGCUCUCCAGCGACGCGGUGUGCGAUCUCAUCCACGAAGUGGUCACCGGCUCCACGGAGCACUUACUAGAUAAACUGCGCGUCCUGAUUGACUGGGUGAUGCAGCUGCAUGAUAACUACAGCCAACAGGCACGUUGCAAUAAUCCGCAAAGCGGAUUUGUUAAAGUGAUCGCCUCUAUUCUCUGGCGAGUCCAGACACAGCAGCAGCUCCCGGAGUUGCCCCUGCUCAUUUCAUCAUCGCUAUUCGAGACCUGCUUCGAGUGGGUGUCGUCGCUGGAACAUGAUGAGCCUCUGAAGAGCAGCUUUGAUUCCCUACUCUGUGCUUUGUGCUACAUUAAGCCGGAGUUGUUUAACCAACUGUUGGUUAAGUUGGGAGUGAAACUAGAGCCACCAGCUCGAGGCCAGACAGAUGAUAGUAAGGUGCAGAGCGGCAGUGCCUGGUUUAGGCGAGAGGGUAGUGAGAAUCUAACGGUUCUGCUGCAGCGUCCCACAUUCCUGAAGACCCUGGCCUUGGCCUGCCAGUCUCCAGCUGCAGUUUACCAAAUGCUGGACUCUGGACUCCCCAAGCUUCUGGCCCACGCCAUUUACGAGUAUUGCAUGCACUUGCUACCUGGAUCAGAGCUAGCAGUUUCCGCAGCCCCAGCCGCGGCUGGUGGAGAAGAAGCUUCAGGCAACAACCCGGUUGCAGUUCCAGUAGAUGACGAGGACUCCUCGCUAACAGACUUUGACAAGGCCGAAGCAAAUGUGGGCAAUAAUACUCCACUGCUUAGCAGCUCAAAUGUGCCCAAGGUGCUGGACUUCUUUGCCGAGUGCUGUGCCGAGGGUCCUAUGCGAGAUUGGUUGGGCACGAUGCAGGGAUCCGUUUUCUGGAAACCACUGUUGCAGCUGCUCUGCAACACCCAUGCCGCCCAGUUUAGUAAGACGCUGCCCAUGCAGCAGUCAUUCAUCCGCUUGGAGCGGGCCACCAUCAACUUCUUCACGAGGGUGAGCGCCUGCCAUCCUGGCAACCAGGAAGUGCUCACAUCGCUGCUCAUCGGUGCCAUAAUAUGCAAGCCACUGAGAUCUUCACAUGGGGUUCGACCCACUAUAUCUGGAUUCACCAGGCAGUUGGUCUUGCAGCUCCUUCUUGAGAAUGAACACAUCACCGUCUCGGUGAGAAGUCAGCAGCCUUUGCAGCGAAGAGACACCCUGUCCGCAAUCCUGGGCGGGAACUCGAGCGGGGCAAGCACUAGUUUGCCCGUGGCAGCCGUCAACAACCACCCGGCCAAGCGGAGCAGCGCCCACCAUAUGCUCUUCACGGUGACCACCAGCACCACUUGCCAGGAGAUUAUGCAGAAUUGCGUCAGUGAUCAACGAGCUGGCGAGGCUUCGGCCUCCAGCAGCGGCGUGUCCAGUGGGACUGCCAAAUCAAAUGAUAUCAAGCUGGAAAAGAGCAGCUUCCUGAACUUCAACAACGUAGAGGCGGGGAGCAUGGAGUUCCUCACCGUGGGAGCAGCUGUGGCAGCUAAGGACAAGCGCAUAAAAGACGCCAAGAACCAGGCGGCUAUGAACAAGGACAAGGAGACUCAGACCAGCACCAUGAACUUGGCUUCCAAUAUUUUCAACGUGGAAGAGUUCUUGUUGCAAUCGGCGAAUGCAGCCAAUGGUAACCAAUUGGUCAUACCAGAGUAUUCGGAUAUCCUGUUGGCCGGAGAUGCCACCAUCUCACAGGUUCUGGCCUCGCUCCAGGAUGCGGGACAUUCGCUGUCCACGCCGUGCAUAUCGUUCGACCUCGUACCGCAACAGCGGGCGGAUGAAGUAAGCGAGGCCAAGAAGACAAAGGCCGCCUGCACUGAGCCGCUGCCAUCGCCCCUACAGCGAUUUUCCAGCAGCGGCGGUCUUUCGUUGUUGGCCCACUAUUUGCCCACCGUUUAUCCGGAGCACUCGGGCCGUAAGACCACCUUGGUGGUCAGCGAAAAGGAGAAAAGUCCGCCGCUUUCUGACUGGGUGAAGCUUGAGCCGAACGACGAGAUCUACGAGGAUCUGGAGGACACCAUCUGCGAGCCGGCAGCAAAGCAGGCAACGGUCAGCUCGGUGCCGCAGCACUCGCUUGCCGCAUUCGGAUUGUUCUUGCGUCUGCCCGCCUACUCUGAUGUCUUGCUGCGGGACAAGAUGCGAGCGCAGUGCCUACUCCGUUUGGUGCUGGGCGUAACGGGAGACGGCGAAGGCAAUGAUAUAUACAGUUUGUCGCUGGCGCCUUCGUUGCCCACUUUGCCCUUCGAGGUCUUCCGACAGCUUCUGGAUAGUGUGCCGCUGUCCACCGACGAUGGCGUGCUGCUUCGCCGCGUAGUUAUUGAAGUGGGCGCUAUGCACCUAGUGCUUAAUUGCCUGGGCAUUUUCUCGCAUCAGUCGCACAACAGCAGGAUUGGAGCACCGAUCACGGAGCCAUCACCAACUGCAACGAGUAGUGGUAGUGCAAAUGGAAGUGGAAACGGAAGUACCAGCGGUGCCAAAGCAAAUGGACCAGAGGAGGCAACGCCUAGUGCAACGUCGGACGACAAAAGCCACAUGUACUGGGCAAAGGGAACGGGUUUCGGUACCGGAUCCACGACUCAAUCUUGGAAUGUCGAGCAGGCGUUGUUGCGGCAGAAGAGCGAAGAGGAGCACGUCACGGUGCUACUGCUCGUCUUGGCCAGUUAUAUAAAUCCGGGGGAUUGCAUACCGAGUGACAUGUGUGGGGAGGACAUCUUGGCCUAUCAUGAUGUCAGAGAUGUUACGGGCGAGCUGCCGCCCAUCUUCCAAACACUUUUGCAGCAGUCUUGCCUGAUCCCCGCCCUCAGCUCUUAUCUGCGCAACGAUUCCGUUCUGGACAUCACUCGCCACAUUCCGCUGUACCGUGCCAUACUGAAGCUUCUGCGCGCACUGUCGCUGUCCAAGAUGCUUGUCUCGCUGCUCCAACCGGCGGCCAGUGGCAGUGGGGAGAGCACGCCACCUAUUGCGGAGCUAUUAACGAACAUGAAGACCUGCGUGGACACCUACGCUAAGCGACUAAAAGUUAAUAAGAAGUCGAACAUCAAGGGCCAGACACAUCAGUUGACCUUCAACAUCGAUGACGGCGACGAUGAGGGAUUAGCUCUGCUCAUUCCGGACAUUCAUGAAACGAGUGUCCUUGUGCAGAAGACCACGGAUGCAGAUGCUCUGAUCAACAUGCUGCACACCAACGAGGACGGCACCGGGCAACUGGAGCCACUUAGCAAGUCCAUUGAGCAGCGCUAUUUGGAGCUGAUGAAGAAACGUCAGUUCGACACGUUUGACAUGAUCGUGGAGGCGGACAACAACAGCUUCCGGUUUGUGGUAUCGCACCACUUCGAGAAGAUGGUGCGGCUCGCCGGCGAUCGCUACCAUCCGUCGCGGGUAAAGAGGCUGGCUCAGGAGGCGGUGACACUGUCCACCAGCUUACCUCUCAGCUUUAGUAGUUCUGUAUUUGUGCGCUGUGAUACGGAUAGAUUGGACAUCAUGAAGGUACUCAUCACUGGACCGGCGGACACGCCAUAUGCCAACGGGUGCUUCGAAUUCGAUGUCUUCUUUCCCCCGGAUUACCCCAACCAGCCCAUGCUCAUAAACCUAGAGACCACCGGCCGCCAUUCGGUGCGUUUUAACCCCAACCUCUACAAUGACGGCAAGGUGUGCCUGUCGGUCCUGAACACGUGGCACGGCCGGCCCGAGGAGAAGUGGAAUGCGCAGACCUCAAGCUUCCUGCAGGUGCUCGUCUCUAUUCAGUCGCUGAUCCUCGUCCCCGAGCCCUAUUUCAAUGAGCCGGGCUUUGAAAGGAGUCGUGGCACUCCGAGUGGUACCAAUUCAUCGCGGGAGUACAACAGCAAUAUUUAUCAGGCCUGCGUACGCUGGGCAAUGCUUGAGCAGAUACGCAGCCCAAGUCACUGCUUCAAAGAUGUCAUACACAAGCACUUUUGGCUAAAGCGUGAGGAGAUCUGCGCCCAGAUCGAAGGAUGGAUCGAGGAGCUGAGCAAGCCGCAAUACACCGAGCGGGCCAGCCGCACUAUCUCCUUUAACUCAAUGGUUCUGCGCCGGCAUUAUCGCCACCUGCGGGAGGAGCUGUCCAAGCUAAAGCCGCCCCGUGGCCUUGAGGACUUGGAUGCGCCCUUCAACCCGGUGGCCACGUUACCCCCGAUGGAUGUGUCCGCGGCUCCUGCAGCUGCAGCCACCAACAACGCUCAGGUGGGAACGGAUGAUACGAUAGUGCCGGACAUGAACUUGCUUAGCGAGAAUGCGGAUGAUUGCGAGGCUGAUGGCGAUGCCGAAGGCGAUGGCGAUGUGGAUGACGGCUUUAAGGGCUUUCCCCAGGAGGAGGGUCUGCUGACAGGCGAGGAAGAUGUCAUAGAAAUUCUGAGUGAUACGGAGAACGAGAGCAGUGUGUGGCAAGAGAAAGAGGAAGAAGAGGACACCCCGUGAAUACCUAGCUGCCCAACGUUGUUGGAGAUGAAUUUGAUGUGAUGCCCAGAAGCUGAAUGCCCCCGGCCUCCCGCAUCUUUGCUGCCCUAGACAUUUUUAUUUAUAUGCUAUGAGUUUUGUUUUACGCCUUUACUUGUUUUAAUUUUUGUAAGAGAGAGACUGCAACAAAACUUGGUGUGCUUUACUUAAUGGAACCGUAAUGAUAAAUGUUAAACAAAUAACGCUAAUGAUCUUCGCGCAGAUUAAGACACACUCCCCCAAUAAGCAUUGUCAGAAACUUUCCAUUCAAAGAAAAUGAAUAUCCCACUCUAUACAAGUAUGUAUGAUUAUUGUAUUGAACUUUUUAUAAAUGCUUAUAUAAAUGGAUCUAUCGAUUUCUACAAGAAUAACCCAUGUGUGUAUAGAAUAGAACGGACAUGCAAGUCAUUGAAAAUAUCACCACUAUAAAACAGUAACAACAACAAAAACCACCAAAACUAAAUUAAUUCGUAUUAAACUAUGUAUGUACGUAGUGAUUUAGUUAAAUAUUUACAGCAAAAUGUGAACAGUUACUUUUCCAAUUGAAAUAAAACGCGAAAAACAUUUUGUUUCCCCCAAAA